Molecule: messenger RNA, 250 nt
Organism: Ilex paraguariensis (yerba mate)
Lineage: Eukaryota; Viridiplantae; Streptophyta; Magnoliopsida; Aquifoliales; Aquifoliaceae
Source: the annotation of a GenBank genome assembly
AUGGAGAAUAAUGGGCAGAAAAUAUCUCCAUCGAAAUCAAAGCCACCAAAUGGGCCACAACAAUCAAGGGGUAUUUGGAAACAACAUUAUACGGAGAAACAAACUGAUGGGAAAAAGGACACUUUGGGUAAUGUUCAAGAAAUUAAGGGGCGCUCACAAGAAACAUAUGAAGAGGACACAGGUAGAGUGAUUGAGAUUGGUGACCACUCAGGGAAAGAUACUAAUACCAUUUUAAACCGGGAAGGCAGAG